Molecule: messenger RNA, 1394 nt
Organism: Aspergillus ochraceoroseus IBT 24754
Lineage: Eukaryota; Fungi; Ascomycota; Eurotiomycetes; Eurotiales; Aspergillaceae
Exons: 7
Coding region: 66-1235 (389 amino acids)
Biological process (GO): transmembrane transport
Molecular function (GO): transmembrane transporter activity
Source: RefSeq, a predicted model, not a curated record
GCGCGACUCUGAUCGUCGAACAGGCGCUUGCGUGGGGAAUCACGAUUAAUCAUUCUGCAACCACUAUGAACUAUGGAAUCCUGCUGCAGGGUAUCGGUGGUCUCAUGGCAAUUCCUCUGAUUGAGGCUUAUGGACGGCUCCCAGUCUGGAUGUGGACACAGUUCAUCACGACCUUCAUGGUGCUUGGUGCGACCUUGUCGAAUGGCUAUGGCACCUUUACUACCUUUCGCUCGCUACAGGGUCUGUUCGGAACUGUGCCGCAAGUGGUUGGCCUUCCGAUUAUCCACGAUAUGUAUGAUCCUCAAGAUUGGCCCUAUAUGAUCAAUAUCUGGGGCACCACCUUCUUGGUCGGUCCGUUUCUGGGUCCUGCAUUGGCUGGAUACAUCGGCGCUGGAGGUGGUUGGAAGGUCUCCUUCGGUAUUUUGACUGUGUUCUACGGCAUUUCCACAAUCUUGAUCUUCUUGUUCGGAUACGAAACCUACUUUGCCCGUGGUCAAGGAUGUCAGCGCAAUUCCAGACUCCAGUCCUUCUUCGCAAUCCAAACCCAUAACCUGCCCGUUGGCUCGACUAUUGCCCAUUACUGCAAGCUGCUUGUCGUGUACAUUUUUAAAAUGCCUCUUUUCCUCACUGGCAUUGCGACCAUGGUCAACUUCUGCUGGCCGAUCGGAAUUACCGUGACUAUCUCGACAUUCAUUGCGCAACCGCCUUAUCUUUUUGACACUAUUGAAUCGUCCUCUAUGAGAUGGGCUCCUAUUAUCGGUGCUUUACUCGGAUUCGCAUUCGGAUACUGGUUCAACCAUUGGAUCUACCGGACCAAGAUUGAUUCCUGGCGUCCAGAGUACCGCUUACAUGGUGUCUGGAUUGCGAUCAGCACCAUGGCCGGUGGCCUUUUGACUUACGGGUUGACCAUGAACUAUCAUAAGCACUGGAUCGGAAUCGCCUUCGGAUGGCUGAUGGUGGUUUUUGGAAUGGUUGCGAGUACUGUCGCAAUCACGGCAUACAACCUCGAAAAGUACCCCGAACAAUCCACCGUUGUUUCCGCAAUUAUCAACGGCUGGCGCACCACGGGUGGAUUCUCGGUCGGAUACUUCCAGCCCUCCUGGAUUUCGAGAAACGGCCUCGCUGCUGUGUUCGGCACCCAGGCCGCGGUGGUGGUAGCCGUGCUAAUCCUCACCAUUACGCCUGUUAUUGUGUUGGAGGGUCGCAAGGCGAGGGCCAAGGUUGGCCAGGCAUAGUUGGAAAAAGGGAUAUGUGUUCGUUUGUUUUGUAUGAUUGCCACUAUGAUUAAAUGAUUUCUGCUGUGUUGGAUGUCGCCUUUUCUGACCUGGGCCGAUGUUAUUCUAUGGGUGGGUUCGAUCGUUCCUGGGUCCUUUACAAGGCGAGUUGAAGUUGGG